Macrosteles quadrilineatus (aster leafhopper) is the source of this 1432-nucleotide messenger RNA. RefSeq lists its product as uncharacterized. The coding region runs from base 8 to 1384 and encodes 458 amino acids. The transcript is spliced from 2 exons. Lineage: Eukaryota; Metazoa; Arthropoda; Insecta; Hemiptera; Cicadellidae. The record is from RefSeq and is a predicted model, not a curated record.
UCGAGUGAUGUUUCUUGGAUUGUUUAUUUUUGUUGAGUUUAAAAUGUGCAGCUCACUUGCCCAUACCGGAGCAGAAAACAGUGAUUUCGCUUCUGUUGCCAGUUCGCCUCAUUUUGUCGAUAAAACCCUUUUGAUAAAGGAGUUUUUCAAAUACAAAACAAACAAUCGAAUGUUGGUGACUGCUCCUCGUCGCUUUGGCAAAUCUCUGAACAUGAACAUGAUCAAAACGUUCUCUGAAGCUUUGUUAGACGAGAAAGGAAACUGGACAAUCAGGGAGGAGACGGAGAACUAUAAAACAUUCGCGGAUAACAACCUCACCAUCUUCCAGGACUCGGUGUUCUUCGACAAACACUUUGGGAAAUACCCCGUCAUCUUCUUGAACUUCAGCCAGUUGAAUUACUCCGGUUUUGACGUGUUCAUAAGUGGGUUCAAAGCAAUGAUAUCGGCAGAGUUCGAAUCUCGAAGGUAUUUGCUGAAGAGCAGCAUUCUCACCAAAAGAGAUUCGGGCAAGAGGGAAGGAUACUACAAUAAAACUGUUAUCACCGAUCUGCAUGAAAGAGACUUACGCAAAAGCAUGUUGUUUUUAUCAAAACUUUUGUUUGUGCAUUUCAACUAUACAAAAUGUAUCAUACUUAUAGACGAUUACGAUACUCCAGUAAGAAAUGCCAUAGUCGAAUCAAGCUCGGACUUGGAAUCGAUAUUGGAGUUUAUGCGUAAUUUUAACGCCGAAGUUUUAAAAUCCAACCCCAAUGUUGAUAGAGCAUUGAUAAACUCUUGCUUGGCCAUAGGUGACGUCAUAACUGCUAAAGAUACAAACAUAAAAUAUAUUCCUUUCUUAGAAGACGCGAGAUUUUUGGACUUCUAUGGAUUUAUGAAAGAUGAAGUAAAAGUGUUGCUCAAGAAAGUAAGAAAGUUGCAUAUGCUAGAAGUAAUCCAAAAGUGGUACGGGGGAUAUUCUGUGCAAAUGGGCAACAUUAGAGUAUUUAAUCCUUUUUCGAUUUUGAAUUUCUUGAAAUACAAGAAAAUUGAACGUUUUUGGGCAAAAUCCGUCAAUAUUGAUGAUUUAGAGGAAGUAUUUCUCUAUCCAGAAGUGAAGAAGAAGAUAGAGAAGAUUAUGGAUACUACGGUAGAAAUCAAAGCAACACACAAAAUAAAAAUAAAACACAUAAGCAGACUGAAAGAAAUAGUCAACAUAACACAAACUGACAUAAGCGAAAAAGAUGCUGAUUUGUUCAUAAAAUAUUUGACCGAUUUGGGUUACUUUAAUGUUGUGUAUAACGGGGAAAAGGUGACGAUUUUAGAUAUUCCCAAUUUAGAGUUGAACUAUGAAAUUGAUAAUAUAAUUUCUUAUACUUCUUAUUUCAUAAAUAAAACUAAUAUUUAGUUCUUCUGACGAAAAUAUUAAGUACACGAAUACACAUGUUAUUAAAAC